Molecule: messenger RNA, 1668 nt
Organism: Hippoglossus stenolepis (Pacific halibut)
Lineage: Eukaryota; Metazoa; Chordata; Actinopteri; Pleuronectiformes; Pleuronectidae
Product: TNFAIP3-interacting protein 1
Exons: 10
Coding region: 172-1071 (299 amino acids)
Biological process (GO): cellular response to lipopolysaccharide; regulation of transcription by RNA polymerase II
Source: RefSeq, a predicted model, not a curated record
GGUUGUACUUUCCUGUGUUCGCACCGGUCCUGCCCGGCGAGGGAAUCCCAGCAGCUGAUUGGACUGUUCUGGUUUUACCACGUCACACGGGCCGUCAGUAUAAGUGACAGAGAGAGUCACUGAUUCACAUCACAGCUUCACACAGGAAAGAACACACCUCACACUUACAGCAUGCCGCUGCAGGAAAACACAACAAUGGACAAACCAUCCAUGGACAGACUGACUCACAGAUUAUAUCCAUCACUGCCAAACGUAGACAGCUAUGACCGGUGUGUUGGUGAGAAGCUUCCAGCAGCAGCAGCGGAGCUUCGUCCUGAGAGGCUGCAGGAGAACAAACAGUCGGACACGUGCGGUGCCGACGGCGACCACCGACUGAAAGCUCAGAUGCUGAUCUUGGUGGAGCAGAGGAAAGAGCUUAUUUCUAUCAAUGACAAAUGGGCAAAAGAAUAUCAGACCAUGGUGCGGUUCUACAGAGAGAAGGUCCGACAAUUAAAAGCAUCACUGCAACAAAACCACAGUCACGUUGAAGAAGGCCUGUGUGAAGAAGGAGAGAAACACGUCACUCUAUGUAAAAAACCAAAACUCAAGACGCCCGAUAACAAAGACGACAAACAGACGUGCGAUGAUGCUGACGUCAACUCUGAGCUGAUGAAAGUGGAAAAAGAGGCGUGGGAGCUGCGAGGGCAGAACAGCACGCUGACCAGGAGGGGGCAGCAUCAGAGCGAGGAGAUCAAGCGAUUGAACAAGGCACUAGAGGAGGCUUUUCUGACGUCUCCACCUCUGGUUGGAAGCAGUGAAACACUCCAGGACUUGUGGAAACAUCAGGCGGAGGUUUACAGGGAAGACUUUCUGACGGAGCGCAAAGACAGAGAGAAGCUGAAAGAAAAAUACCUGGAGCUGGAGAAUCGGUUUAAAAACGUUCGCUCUGAGCUGCGUGUCCUUAAAUCUCAGGCGACUUGGACUCCGACGCCGCACCCCGUGCUUGAGCGUGUCGGCUCAAAUCGAGUCAAACUUCCAAACCAGCCCCUGAACCAGCAGUACCUGCAGGUCCAGCGGGGACAGCUCUCUUGAAAGACAACUUUACUCUUUUUGUGUGAUCACGUUUUUUCUGCACUUUAUGGAGGAGGAUGGGUGAGACUGUGGGAGUUUACCCGGCAUCAUAAUGACGCCUAUGCACCAGUCCGGGGCCUCAUUCCAUGACCUGUUUGGCGAGGGAUGAAAUAAACAUUUCCCCAAGAGGAGAGAAGAAGCAAAGAGCGGAAUAAAACCCUCCGAGCGUGAGAAGUGUAAGAUACGAACCCUGCUGCAUUUACAGUUUCCUCCUCCUCCUCCUCCUCCUCCUCCUUUGUGACACACAUCCUCAGGGAGAUAUCAGUUAUUGCACAAACCAAACACUAUUGACAAGGAUGUUUACACACCCGCACACACACACUUUCACUAAAGUGAAAGUCAUGUUCUGUUUUUCUGCCUAAUUUGCAGUGUAUUCACCUGGUUGGUGUAUUCAGCCAGUUUCUGUGAAUCCGUGUUGAUUCAGUAUUCGUAGAUUUGCACCUGAAAGGAAAUCAGAAGAAUAAACAGUAACACUUAUUUAUGAUCGUUUGAAUGGAUUUUGUUUUUGUCGUCACAUGUUUUACUGUCUCCUUGUCUAUUUAUCACAAAUAUAAAUCA